GUUCUUGUCUGAAAGUCACUCAUGACUAAGCGACUAGCUGAAGGAAGAAAUAACACUUCUUUUAACGUGUUUUUCGGCCCACGUGGAAAAAGAGACAUUUUCAGACAAUUCAUUCUGUGGCCUAUAUGGGAUUACAAAAGAUCCAUUUGGCUGUUGCUGAGAGGUAUUGAUAACGAUUCACGUGCCAUGAUUAUUCAAUGCCAGAUGAUGUCUGGUUUGGUCUGGUGUUGCGUCGGUCGCACCUCAAGAAAUACCGGAAGAAUAUAGGCAGCAAAAAACAGCCGCCCCGAUAAUUAAAAUCGAGCAAAAGUUCCGUGGGUAAAAUAACAGCGGUCGACUAUUUGAUUUAUCUGUGCGAUAUGUUUUCGUGAUAUAUGCUACAAAAAUAGAAGCUUUCCAAUAGCAAUAAUGUAACUCCUUUCACUUGGCUGAAGUACGCACAGCGUGAGCACCCUACAUGAUUAUUGAGGUCAGACUAAACACCUCAAGGUAGAAUUUAGUCAUGCCAUCCCGAAAUACUGCUUUGGACCAUAUGACCCUACAUAACACUAGGGAGCAAUUUAAAAAACACAUACGUAGUUUAAGGGUCGCGUACUGAAAGAUGGCAAAGGAAAGAGAAAUACGUAAAAAAGCUGACUUGAAAGUGAAAUCGAGCAGGACCUUUUCGAAAUGAAUAACUUAUGCAAAGAAUUCAUUGUGAUUCAAGUCAAGGGGUAAUUUCCGCUAAUCCGACUUGUUGUCCAAUCACCGAGCGAACGUAGUUAUUGAAGUCUAUAUUUUUGCCGCACGCUAUCACACACACACGCCGAAUGCCCGGGGCAAACGACGUACUUUCCGUGUGCCGUUCAUAAUGCAAAUGAGUGCGAAUUCCGAUAAAACAAAAGCUCUACAUUUGCAUUUAUUUGCAUUGAUUCGCAUUAGGAACGGCACAUGAAAAGUAUGUCGUUUGCUCUAGUCGUUUGCCCUAGUCCUUAGACACGCCGACCUGUCUAGACAGACACGUGACCGUGUUGACCAAUCGCGCGGCUUGUUUUCAUAUGUCCUGUAGUCGGCUUGCGGGCUGCUAUGUGAAAUGGUCGAUUCAAGGCAUUUAUGAUGCACGGUCUAGACAAGAAACUGACGACUUAGUUUGGUUUGUUCGCAUGUCGAGAAAAGGAGUGCCUUCCCUUCGCUGCUCUCAUGUAACUUGUAUGCUCUUCUCCGCGGCUGUGCCAAUGGUAUAUGUUGAGGUCGAUCACUCUGGCCCUCACAAGGACGAGUGCGUCUUUGCUCUGUCUAAAACUCCUCGAAUUUACUGUCAAUAAAGGCAGCGAAAUAGCGGACCUUAAAACAACCACGCAUUCAAUUCUAAGGCGACUUCGAGAUACAGAGCUGGGGCUGCUGCUGAAAGCGCUCGAAAGUCGCGGUGGUGAUGUGUCAAGUUGCGUGUAUUUCCCGUACGGCGAGAAAGUGUGUAAGCGAGUCGUUCACGAGCCCCAUGUUGUACUCUACCGAACAUUUCGAGAACCCAAUGUUCAAAGCUCCAAUGAGCUCAAACCAUUGGCCAUAUGCUCUAGAAGAGAUUCGACUGGUAAACGGGUUUGCAUCAACCCUCACCACUACAGCGAAAUCAUUCAAAUCCAAAGCCCCACGCCGGAGCUGCAACAAAAUCUUUCUCCAAAACCGCAUACAAAACAGGACGAAUCAUCGGGAUUCGGCAGCAACUUUACUGAAACCCAGUCGACUGAUUGCUCUUCCAAAAAGCAACCAAAUUUGCCGCUUUCGAUAUCAGAAUUAUUCGAGAGCACAAGCGAAUGGCCAAGCGCAUGGUGCGUUGUAGCGUAUUGGGAACUUAACGAAUGUAUAGGGCCAUUCUAUCAUGGUCACCAGGACGUAAUAAAUAUAUACGAGACUUUACCCAAACCGAAAGGCUUUUGUCUAGCAGGUUUGGACAGAAAUCAAAACGUUUCAGAUGGAACCAAGCGCGCGAGAAAUCACGUCGGUUUCGGUCUUCAGCUCUCCAGAGAAGAGGAUGGAAUUUGGAUAUAUAAUCGUAGCGAAUAUGCUGUCUUUGCAAAUGGGACCACUUUUCCAUACGUCACUACUACCCCAUCAGCGAGUCAAAAUAUUACGGUGACAAAAGUACCACCGGGCUUUUCACUAAAGAUCUAUGACUAUAACCAUAGCCCCGCUACGUGCCGGACAUUUGAAGGACCACAAAGUUGGAAAGUCCCGGAGAGUGUUAGAAUCAGCUUUGCCAAAGGAUGGGGUAAUACUUCGUCGGCCUCAUAUAGAAGACCUGUGGUGACUAGCUGUCCAUGUUGGCUUGAAAUCCAUUUCACUGUAUCGCGCUAGAGAAAGAAGUCUUAAUGUAUAUUGUAUAUACCUAGCUAAGAACUUAAAAUCCGUUACAAAUAGAAUUACAAUGAAGAACUCACUACCACAUCGAUCUAAAGUAAAUCCCGAGGUAGAAUGUGUACAUUAGAAUAGCUAGUCUGUUAACUAGCAAAGAAUGAAUAUAUUAUAUAUUUUCACUGAGGUGAGACCCGGUGAGUCCUC
Nematostella vectensis (starlet sea anemone) is the source of this 2538-nucleotide messenger RNA. RefSeq names its product mothers against decapentaplegic homolog 6. The coding region runs from base 1222 to 2334 and encodes 370 amino acids. Lineage: Eukaryota; Metazoa; Cnidaria; Anthozoa; Actiniaria; Edwardsiidae. Gene Ontology annotation, biological process: transforming growth factor beta receptor signaling pathway; regulation of transcription by RNA polymerase II; SMAD protein signal transduction. The transcript is spliced from 4 exons. Gene Ontology annotation, cellular component: heteromeric SMAD protein complex. Gene Ontology annotation, molecular function: I-SMAD binding; transcription regulator inhibitor activity. The record is from RefSeq and is a predicted model, not a curated record.